Messenger RNA from Sesamum indicum (sesame), 1591 nucleotides. The record is from RefSeq and is a predicted model, not a curated record. NCBI's taxonomy places the organism in Eukaryota, Viridiplantae, Streptophyta, Magnoliopsida, Lamiales, Pedaliaceae.
CACAACCAAAUACGUCAAAGUGGCUUAGUUGGCAUUUCGAAUUUGCUGAAUAUUUUUGUUUCUCUCUCUAAACUCUCGCCUGUGAUCGCAUUUCUCGUCGACAUCUCAGACCACUCGCUUUCCGAUCUUCGUCAAAAUUCCACUCGGGUGUUUCCAUUGGGGAUUUCGAGUAAGGGCUAGAUUUCAGCGAUGAAUUUUAUAAUUGGGGCUUUUAAGCCGGCGUGCCACAUUUCAGUUGCAUUUUCAGAUGCAAAAUCUCGAAAGCAGGUCCCAUUGAAGAAGGAGAAUGGUCAAACAGUAAUGGUUCCGUUCUUCCGAAGUCAAGAAAACAUAACUGGCAAGAUUUCUGUCGAACCAAUUUUAGGGAAGAAGGUGGAACACAAUGGUAUCAAGGUUGAGCUUCUUGGUCAGAUAGAAAUGUACUUUGACAAAGGCAACUUCUAUGAUUUCACUUCUCUGGUUCGUGAACUGGAUGUUCCUGGAGAAAUUUAUGAAAGGAAAACAUUUCCAUUUGAAUUUUCAACUGUGGAAAUGCCUUACGAGACAUACAAUGGGGUAAAUGUGCGGCUCAGGUAUGUCCUAAAAGUGACAAUAAGCCGGGGUUAUGCUGGUAGCAUUACGGAAUAUCAAGACUUUGUGGUCCGGAAUUACAGCCCUACCCCAUCAAUCAACAACAGCAUCAAGAUGGAAGUUGGAAUUGAGGAUUGCCUUCAUAUCGAGUUUGAGUACAAUAAAAGCAAGUAUCAUCUAAAGGAUGUUAUUUUAGGCAAAAUAUACUUCCUUCUUGUAAGAAUCAAGAUAAAGAAUAUGGAUCUUGAGAUUAGGCGUCGAGAAUCGACAGGUUCAGGGCCGAACACUCAUGUCGAGACAGAGACUCUUGCAAAGUUCGAAUUGAUGGAUGGUGCUCCAGUCAGAGGUGAAUCUAUUCCAAUUAGAUUGUUCCUAAGCCCGUAUGAGCUGACUCCAACAUAUCGAAACAUCAAUAAUAAAUUUAGUGUAAAGUACUACUUAAACCUUGUACUUGUUGACGAAGAGGACCGUCGAUAUUUCAAGCAACAGGAGAUCACAAUGUACCGGCUUGGAGAAACAUCCUGAUUUAACUUACGAAAGUACUAAAGAUUUACGGCCUCCUGGAGGUUUACUAAGUCUUGCAGCCUUGUGUUUUUCUUGUGAAAUUGAGAUGUUACUCAGAAAAGGCAAGAACAACUUUGUUUUAUUGUAGUCGUCACCCAUCUUUGAUACAAUCAUACAAAAUACAUACAGUUGUACAGAGGAAGAAUUAUGUAUAUGGAUGGUCGAUAUUUUGGCGGGAUUGCAGAUACUUUCUAGUAUGGAAUGGUUCAUAAGGCAAUAACGAGUGUCCCAACAAACGCAGUUGUACUUUGUCAGGAUUGAUUUGAACGACACUUAUCCGCUGUGGGCUUCCGUUUGUGUUCUGCUUAUUGCCUCGUUAUAAUUUUGUAUCAUGAAACAUUAGUCGUGUUUCUAUAUUAUAGUCUGAGAUUCCUGCCGAACAUUCUGUUACGAUUGAGUGCGGGCAAAUCAUGAGAUGUAGUUCUAACUCUGGGUUAGAAAGCAAUUUUGCUAUUAA